AUGGGAGUAUUAUUCAUUAAAUACAGACCAAUCAUUUAUAAUAAAGCACUACCCGAAACAUACGAAAACCACCAUCCAUAUGAUUAAUAUUUAAAGCUAGCAAAUUUAGGUGAAGGUGCUUAUGGACAAGUAUUAUUAGUAAAAAAAAAAUCAAAUCAUAAAUUAUAUGCAAUGAAAGUAGUAAAAAAAGAGGCAGUUUCAGGAAACGCAAAAAUGAUCGAAGCCGCUUUAUUAGAAAAGAAAAUUCUAAUGAAAAGCAAUUGUCCAUUUAUAGUAAAAUUAGUCUAAUCUUUUUAAACUUAAAAAAAACUUUAUAUUAUUAUGUAAUAUAUGCCUAACGGAGAUUUAUAUUCCGUUUUGUAAAAAGUAAAAAAAUUUGAUGAACACACAUCUAGAUUUAUUAUAGCCGAAGUUGUUUUAGGAAUAUAAUAUUUACAUGAAAAAUAAUAAUCAAUGUAUAGAGAUUUAAAACCUGAGAACAUAUUAAUUUCAUAAAAUGGGCAUAUAAAAUUAGCUGAUUUUGGUUUAGCUAAAGAAUUUGCUAAUGAAAAAGAAAAGGAAAAUGCUUUAUUAGUAACUCCAUAUUAUUUAGCACCUGAAGUAGUUUAGAAAUAACCUUAUGAUAAAAACAUUGAUUUAUGGACUUUAGGUGUUUUGACAUAUGAGUUAUUAUGUGGACUUCCUCCUUUUGGAUUAUAAGGUUCAAAAACACUAUAUGAGGAGAUUGUUAGAAAUCAACCAAUAUAUACAUACCCUUUUUUUUCUGAAUAAUCUUUAGAUUUUAUCAAAAAAUUACUUCAAAACGAUCCUUAGUAAAGAUUAGGAAGUAAAGGAUUCGAUAGUUUAAAAAAGCAUCCUUUUUUCGAAAAAAUAAAUUGGGAAAAAUUAGCAAAAAGAUAAAUAGAAGCCCCUCUAUGUAAAUAUUUAAGCAAAAAAAAAAUGGAGAGAUAAUAUAGAUUAAAAUCAAUAUACGAAACUCCAAAAGGAGAUUGCUAAAAAUCUAUUAUUUUUGAAGGUUUUACAUAUAAUUUAGAUCCAUUAUUAAAAGAAUGA
This is a messenger RNA of Ichthyophthirius multifiliis, 1053 nucleotides long. RefSeq names its product protein kinase domain protein. Lineage: Eukaryota; Ciliophora; Oligohymenophorea; Hymenostomatida. Gene Ontology annotation, molecular function: protein serine/threonine kinase activity; ATP binding. Gene Ontology annotation, biological process: protein phosphorylation. The record is from RefSeq and is a predicted model, not a curated record. The transcript has 3 exons.